AUGAUCAAUAUAGCUGAAGGGAUUAAUAAAAAGUUAAUUGCAGUUAAAAUAAACUUCUUUUUUCAAUUUUGUGCAAUUGCUGCUUUAUUUGCAUAUAUGAGUCCAAUACUUGCCACAUACGGUUUGAAUUCAUACCAAUUGGGUGUUACUACCCUGUUUGCAAAUGCAUGUUCAAGUGUUUCGAGAAUAAUUUUUGGUAUGAUUGUUGAUCGAACAAAACAUCGUAAUUAUGUUUUAAUGGCACUAUCAUCGGUAUCUCUGGGGCUGAUGCUACUGAUUUUCACAAUACCAAGAAAUAAAGAAUACUUAUUUCAUGGAAAUAUGAAUGAGAAUGGAGAGUUUUUAAUUUAUCUAACGUCUGUGUCAGAGAAUAACUCUAAGACUGAACAUAUUAUGACACCAUCUCAUGAAAAAUCAAAUUUACCUCCGUGUUGGUCACAUAUAUUAAAACAAUGCAAAUUAGACAGAAAUUCGUUUGUGUCAAACGAUUAUCAUUUAAAAGAUUCAAAUCUAGAUAAAUUAUCAGCAAUUUAUGCGAAUAGUAAAGAAUAUUCUCGUGAAGCGUCAAAAUAUGAAGAAAAGAAGAUACAGGCAAAUAAACAACUCAACUCAUCUGUCAAGAAAUUGAAUCAUUUGAUCAAUCUGACUGUAUACCCAUUGUGUGCGAACGGAUACGUGAAGCAUCUUGGCCAGUUGUACUAUUCGCCUUAG
Messenger RNA from Heterobilharzia americana, 711 nucleotides. The record is from the annotation of a GenBank genome assembly. NCBI's taxonomy places the organism in Eukaryota, Metazoa, Platyhelminthes, Trematoda, Strigeidida, Schistosomatidae.